AUGUGGCUCUUCCGAGUCUUCUCGUCGGCCAUAUUCCUUACUGUCACGGUCUCCUCCAUCCCUCUAGCAUUUGAUGUUGGUGGGAAGACUUGUGGUCUGGCCUUUUCACUCUCCUUGUCCGCCUUCUAUUUCCUCUUUUCGCUACUUCAACUAUGCACUCCAGAUCGCUCUUGGUUUCGCUCAUCUCUCGUUGCCACCGUUCGCGCCACACAAUGGGUCAUCAUCCCUAUUCUAUUGAUCUGGUCCCUGAAUCGGUUCUCCGUUGAUGGUGAUAACAGCGGCGGUUGGGUGGAGCGCACCUUUAGUCGAAAGCGCGCGCAAGAUGGCUUUAUUCAGGAAUGGCUAUUUGGUCGUGAGGGCCUGGUAGAAACUAUGAGCCUGGGUAGCUGGGAUCGACUGCUAAGGUGGUCGACUCCUAUCUUCCAACUGGUGGAGGGCUUUUGCAGCUUGCUGGUCAUUCAGGCAGCCGGACAGAUCACUCGGUGGCUUGUGAAUCGAGGUGGCCGCAGUGACAGCUGGAUGAUCGGUCUCCUGGUGCUCUCAGCUACAGUAAUCUCCAGCUCCGUUUACUUCCUCUGGCGCGUUCUACAAUUUCCCGAAAUCUCCAACGUGGAUGCAGCUCUGAUCGGUGUCUCUAUCACUUGUGCCGUUAUUCUGUGCGCCUGGGGUAUUGGCAGUGGUCGUGGAAAUCCAGUGGAGAGCUCUCUGCUCUUUGCCUAUGUUGUACUAUGCAUAUAUCAGAUCUUCACCGACUACCAGCCUUCAUACCCGAUAGAGUAUACACCCUCUCCGCCUUCUCAAGUUGGGGAUUUCCCUCCACUUCCGCCCAUUAUCAUGGCAUCGUACACCACUCUGAUGCACGCAUUUACUCAACUACCCUCAAUUAUCCACGCUGCAUUUAACGUUAUAACAGCUGUCUUUAGUGCGGUCACCCCAUCCGUUUUGAUUUCACUCGCCUAUCGGUUGCUUGUACUGUACGCUUCAACACGCAUUAUUCCUGCUGUGCGUGAAUCUGGGGCGCGAGCCCUCUCCCAGGAAGCAUCUCUGGAAGAUUCUGAUGGAGUCGGUCGCCUGCUGGGAUUCCUGAGCUACUUCUCUCCCUCGGUUCUCAUCGCAGUCUACACUAGUCUGUUGAUGCAGCAUUUCUCAUCCACUUUACAAGCGGUAGGAAGCAACGAGGAGUGGUGGAGCAGUCAAGACAUUGGUGGUGGUAACCUUUGGCGCUGGAUCAAUGUUGCAUGCACCAUGGGCCUGUAUGCGGUGGAGUUGUGGCUGGGUGAAAAUGACGACCUAGACAACGGACUAGCCGGUCACUGGAAGACUGACUGA
Penicillium taxi is the source of this 1329-nucleotide messenger RNA. Its product is annotated as ICE2 family protein. Gene Ontology annotation, cellular component: cortical endoplasmic reticulum; endoplasmic reticulum membrane; perinuclear endoplasmic reticulum. The transcript has 2 exons. Lineage: Eukaryota; Fungi; Ascomycota; Eurotiomycetes; Eurotiales; Aspergillaceae. The record is from RefSeq and is a predicted model, not a curated record. Gene Ontology annotation, biological process: septin ring assembly; endoplasmic reticulum inheritance. The coding region runs from base 1 to 1329 and encodes 442 amino acids.